UCCCAUAUCCGGCCGGAAAAGCUAAACACACAAGGAAAUGGCUGGUGGCGCGUUGAAGAAGCUCACAAAAUCUCUUUCUCUGAAGCUAUCUAUUGAAAAUUCUGCACGUGAACUCAACACAAGGCUUGCAUCCAACCUAAAACCAAUUGGCCCGGUAUCAACUUCAGAUCUUGUCAGACUCAAGACAAGGCUUGCAUCUAAUCUAAAAUCAAUUGACAAUAGCGCCGCCGACAAUGCCUCCCGCCGUCCCUCCGGCCCCUCCAAUGAGGUUAACUCCCGCAUCUGCGAAUCCGCUACCCUUCGGCCUUCGGCACCCUUCCUUCCAGCAUCAGCUCCGAACCCUCCAAGCUUGAAAGCUAGAAGAGGAAGGGCUAUCUUCACAUCUGAGUGUUCCCAUCAUUUUCACUUCAAUUGCAUUGUAUCUAAUGUGAGGCAUGGUAACCGUAUUUGCCCCAUUUGCCGUUCUGAAUGGAAAGAUAUACCUUUUGAAGCUCCUAGAACUAAAAGUGCUAUUAGUGAGUCUCGAAGUGACAGCUCGGGUGAUGCUCGGGUUAUUGUUGAAGAUACCUACGGUCCACUCCUCCAUGUCAUGUCACAGUUAUCCCUACCACGGUUGGAGUCUGAAUUGUUCCAUGAUGAUGAGCCACUACCACCCAUCCAUUCCAGUCACUUGUCAUCUACUCAACCCAAAGCCAUAACCAUCAAGGCAUUUCCAGAGUUUCAAGCUCUUUCUGCUUCAAGUGCCGUUUCCAAAUUUGCUGUUCUUGUUGGCAUCCAUGCACACCCAUUUGAUGUUGGUACUCACCAUUUUGAUCGUGCACCCAUUGACGUCGUUGCUGUCCUUGAUGUAAGUGGUAGUAGUAUGGCUAACAAGUUUACCCUUCUAAAGCGUGCUGUUUGCUUUCUUAUACAAUGUUUGGGCCCUUUAGAUCGGUUAUCUAUAGUUGUUUUCUCAUCAUUGGCUCAAAGAAUAUUGCCACUUCGAAGAAUGACUUAUAGGGGUCGUGAUGAUGCUACUCGUGCCAUCAAUUCUCUUUCUUCCUUAAGUGGUGGGAAAAACAUAGUGGAAGGCCUCAGUGAAGGGAUUAAGAUUCUUGAAGAAAGAUGUGAGCAGAACCCUGUUGCACGUAUUAUUCUCAUGUCUGAUGGUCAUGAGACAAACAAUGAUGGUAGGCAUGCUUUGGAAUAUCUAAACCAUUUCCCUAACUUCAAUCGUCCAGGAAAUCAUAGUGAAUCUGAAGAGGGGUCCCAAAAUCUAACAAUCCCUGUCCACUCAUUCGGGUUUGGUUUGGAAAAUGAUUUGAGUGUAAUGCAUACCAUUUCAGAUGCAUCGGGAGGCAUAUUUUCUUUCAUUGAGUCUAUUGACACUAUACAAGAUGCAUUUGGUAGAUGCAUUGGAGGCCUUUUUAAUGUUGUUCUUCAGGAUGUCCAAUUGACAAUUUCAUCAAUCUCAGCUGGAAUACAAAUUGAUUCAAUAUCCUCUGGGAGAUACAGGGGCACAAUUCUUAAUCAAGGGCGGCAAGCUAGACUUGAUGUUGGACGUUUAUAUGCAUAUGAGAAGAAAGAAUUCUUAGUGUACCUAUCAAUCCCUGCAUUACCACACGACAAAGACAGGGGAUUGUUGGAUGUCUUGUGCACAUACAGGGAUUCAGUAAAAAAGAUGUUUCAGGCAAUGGGUGAAAGAGUUGUGAUACGACGCCCUGAGGUUUUGUAUCCAAAGGAUAAGGUAAUAUGCUUUGAGGUAGAUCGUGAGAGGAAUCAUGCUGGGGUGGCAGAGGCCAUUGCUAAUGCACGACAAAUGGCUAAACUUGGAGCUCUAGAACAAGCACAGGCUGUGUUAGUAGAGCAAAGGUCAGCUCUUUUAUCUUCAGUGUCAGGCCAAGUAGGAGAUAGUCUAUGCAACUUGCUUGAAGAUGAGCUAAAAGAAAUUAGAAGGAAAAUGGUAAAUACAGAGAUGCAUGAACUGACCAGACGAGCACACACUCUCUAAGGUUGAGCUGUUGCUCAUGGCAGAGGGCUACUACUAGAAGUCCUUCAACAACCAUCAUGACCGAAGAAGAUGGCAAUUUAACCCUUGAAAGGACCACUAGCUAUGAAACCCCCUCCAUGGUUAACAUGAUAUCAAGAUCACAAGUUCACAAAUCACAAUCAUGCAGCUUAAAGCACAGCAAGAUCGGCGACUUAAUUAGCAAGUCAAGCAACAGCUUGAUUCAACAAUGAACAUAAGAUGUUAAU
Messenger RNA from Rubroshorea leprosula, 2235 nucleotides. NCBI's taxonomy places the organism in Eukaryota, Viridiplantae, Streptophyta, Magnoliopsida, Malvales, Dipterocarpaceae. The record is from the annotation of a GenBank genome assembly.